AUGAUCAAAGAUGAAGUGCGCACAACAACAUACCGGAAUGCAAUGUACUAUAACAGACACCUGUUUCGUGAUAAGGUUGUUCUUGAUGUGGGAUGUGGAACAGGGAUUUUGUCAAUGUUUGCUGCUAAGGCUGGAGCAAAGCAUGUAUAUGCUGUGAGUACUAUUGUACUUUGAAGAAUAUUUUUUUCUCAGNCCACAAUUUAAUACGUUUGCAAAUCCCCCCCACAAAGACCUCUAGAAUGUAAAAUGAUUUUAAAACGUGUGAACUGGUUUAGCUUUGUCAGCCAAUGUCUUAUAAAUGUACGUGGUUUUCUGUUUGACAGGCAAAUUUUUUUUAUCAAUAUUUUCUGAUAAAAUUGAUAUCCAGUAAAUAGUGACACAAAAUCAAAGGCAGUGUAAUUCUUUUUGUAACGACAAAGUGGCAGGUGUUCAGUUAGUAUAGUAAGCAACUUUUUACCUUCUUUGACCCCGUCUCAACCUUCCCUUUGGCAAGGAAUUCCUGGCAUCUUGUAGCUAAUAGCUAGAGUUUCCGUGCGGUUUUGGAGCAAAGAACGAGGAAUGAGAGUGACAGAUCAUGCAAAAAACGGCACGAGUAAAAGUAGCGGGGAGGGGGAAGGGAGGAAAGGUAAGGAAACGCUUGCAGACAAACCCCAGGAUUUUGAAAACCGUCCACUUGGCCUGUCAUGCCUGAGUACGUGCACUGACAUUUGAUGCUGUCAUAAGCUGUCAUAAAUUGACCAAUAAAAAUAAUGUUUGGCCCUCCGUGGGAGCGGAAGUGAACUUUUGAGGAUGCAUGUGAACCCAAAAUAUAGUUUCUUUGUAUUUGGGAAGCAACGCGUAGAUGGCGGGAAUGGAGAAGUCUCAAUCAAUCCAAACAAUCAAUGCAGGCUUUGUAAUUGCAGCUUCAAGGGUGAAUUUAUCUUCUUAAUCCCGUCUCAAAGGAAGGUCCGCCAGGGUUAUGUUUUGAAGUUUUAGCUCAAAACCUCCAGGAAGAUUUUAGGUGGUAAAAUGUGACAAACAGGUCAAAGCUCAGCUUGACAAAAUGGCUUAUCAUUCUUGCCACGGUACAGAACGACUAGAGUUGCUCUUGUAAAAGCAACUAAGAACAAAACCAUACCAGCAACUGUUGAAGUUUGAGUGGAGAACCAAACCCAUGGUCUUGCAAGUUUAAUUAGACAAAAUAUGCCUAGAGUUAAUUACGGUAUACACCCUCUGAAAUGAGUAUGUCCAGCAAUGUGACAGUAGGUUAAAUUGCAAAAAGCAGUUGGAACAUCCAUUCUAUUUCAAAAUCAUUGCAUGCAUCAUUUUCAAGUGCAAAGUUACGUACAUGAAUGUAAUGAGCUGUGAUGUACCCCAACUUAAAUGUACGUUCAAGAGUAUUUUUUUUUCACAUUUAACAGGAAAUGAUCAAAGAUGAAGUGCGCACAACAACAUACCGGAAUGCAAUGUACUAUAACAGACACCUGUUUCGUGAUAAGGUUGUUCUUGAUGUGGGAUGUGGAACAGGGAUUUUGUCAAUGUUUGCUGCUAAGGCUGGAGCAAAGCAUGUAUAUGCUGUGAGUACUAUUGUACUUUGAAGAAUAUUUUUUUCUCAGUUGCAAUGAUGAAUAAUCAGUCCUUGAAAUACAUCUCAAGCUAAUUGCAGGCCAUUUAAUUAAGACAUUAGAGAUAUCUCUAUUUUUCCCCCAGUCUACAAAAAAAACUGCAUUACUUACAGAUCAAUAGAGCUCAACAGUAUUCAUGAAUUUGCAGACUUAUAUAAAUGUUGCUCUGUACUGUUCAUGUAAUGUACAUAAUUUAAAAUAUACAUGGCUCAUUCAUAGUUUAAUCAUAUUCUUGUAUGUAUUUCACUAGCCAUAUCAUUAGCUCUUAUACUCAUUCAUAUUGAUGUUAAACUUCUAUAUUUCCUUAGUUUUAUUUAUUUUGUACUUAUUUAAACUUUGUAUAUUCUGAAUCUUAUGCUUUUUAUAAUUUUAAUUUAGAUAGAGGGCCACAAGUUUACUAGUUUCUGUAACUAUUCCAUGCUACCCUCUUUAAAUAAAUUGUAUUAUUAUUAUUAUUAUUAUAAACAAUUAUUGGAUGAGGUUUUUGUGAUAUCCGGAAUAAUCAAGGUCGAGGUAAGUGUUACCGAGACCUUGAUUAUUCCAGAUAUCACAAAAACCGAAUCUAAUAAUUGUUUUGUUAUACUUUAUCUUCAAGUAAUUUCUCAAUUUCUUGCUGGGUCGAUGAAGCAAAUCGAGAAGCCAUUCUUACUUCGCUGUCCGCGAACUUGACAUUGCUGUCCGUGCACUUGACAUUGCUCUUGGCAAUCAUGCAUUGUGCGCGCAACCUACAGAUUAUUCACUAAUCUGUAGGUACAGAUUAGUGAAUAAUCUGUAGGUUGCGCUGUUUCCCAGAAUUAACUGUAGGCUUUUAGCCAAUGGAAAGACAGAUGGUGACUACAAUGUAUAAUUAUUAUUAUUAUUAUUAUUAUUAUUAUUGGCUAUACACUACCAUAAGUUUAUUUUCCUCUCCUGUAAGUGAUCUUUCAGCUCGAAAUGGAGGUGAAAACAAAAAAUUCUGUUAAAACCACAAUAAGGUUGUUUUAUUCCAUACAGUACUGAAAUCAACUUAAUCUACUUGCAACAGUUUGUCCAGUGUUUUUGGUAGUGGCAGUGACUAACAGUAAUAUUGAAUUACAGGUAUUACAUGUUUCCACUCUGUUUUUGUUUACAGGUUGACUUUUCUUCUAUUAUUGAUUACGCCAAACAAAUAAUCAAAGACAACAACUUUGAAGGAGGUAAACAUUACUGUUAGACUUUUUCCACACAGUGAGGUUAUUUUCCUCAUAAUACGUUGUAAAAUUUUUGCAAAUAUUUUUUACAUCUUUCUCGCAUCCUCUGUGUAUCAGAUGUCCUGUUUCUUAUGCAUAUCAGAAUCGUUUGAGAUGUUUACACUGUAGUUAAAUUUCAAAGUUGUUUUGUUCAUCUCUUCAACCAAUAACUCAAUCCAAGGAAGCAAAAUCAGACAAAAAGUAAUGCCAAAUGCUCUGCGAGUGAAUUAAAGGACACAUAAAAAUCCCAGCAACUGUGGGCUGCUAAGAAAAAAAGGCUUGAGUGCCUUGCCUAUUAAUUAAAUGCAUAUUAAAUUCUGUGAUGUCUGAAAGAAACCCUUACUGGAUUUGCGGAUAAAUGUUUUCAAAUUAAUUUGUAUUAUUUUAUUUGUACUUUUAGUCAUCACCCUUAUUAAAGGCAAAAUUGAAGAAAUUGAACUGCCUGUUGAAAAGGUUGAUAUCAUCAUUAGUGAAUGGAUGGGAUACUGUCUGUUGUAUGAGUCCAUGUUGGACACUGUGUUAUUUGCCAGGGACAAAUGGCUGGUGAGUGGCCAUCUAAUUACCAUACUUAGACAACUUCAUCUAUCUCAGGCAAUGACCUCCUUAUUAACUCCAAAAUACUUGUAGAUUAUGGAGUACAAAAUAAUAAUAAUAAUAAUAAUAAUAAUGAUGAUGAUGAUGAUGAUGAUGAUGAUAAUGAUGUCUUUAAUGUUCCAGUUGCUAGUCAGCUUUGUUAGUCUCGCUUGGGCAAGCAGUGAGACUCAUAAUCUACUUAAUACAAAGAAAAUAAAACCACUCGCACACAAAAUGACGGUUGUGGUCCCAGGUAUUCGUGGCGGCGAUUUUGGAAACUGGGAAUAAGAAUUUUUGUGUGACUGAAGCCACGCAUGUUUUGCAAAGAAUGCUUAGGAAAGAUUAAAUGUAGAGCUUUUCCGGAACGGGUCAGUCCACGAAUUCUAUCGGCUUGAAAGCGGUGAUUACUUUGGAAUAAGUGAACACUAGGUCGAAAAUAAAAGAAGAAUCUUAAUUAGCAAAAACUUUGAUCAUGAGUGUUGUAAACUUUCAUUGUAUGCAAAUGAGUCUAAUGUGAUGCAAUAUUUUCGGCGAUGGUUGAAAUGAAGCGCCAUGUUCUCAUCACAUUUCUCUCAAAUCAAGGUCCUUCAAUUUUCGUGUAAUUGUACAGGCAUGUAGGCUGUGACUGCAGACGUAUUUCCAGUUGUCGCUAACACGCGUACUAAAUCAAUUCAGAAACAAAUCGUUGAAUACAGUAUAAAAAGUACCAUUGAUAAAUUAAAGUAGGAAGUGAAAAAGCUUUAGCGGGUAAAUUAUCGUGUUUCGUGGUUAAUUAAUCACCUCAUUUCUUUAUCUUAUCUACUCUCCAAGCAAGCAAGACUAACCGCCAGUUUUAAGAACGUUCUUGUUUAUAAUUCACAAUCUGCUCGCGCACAUUUGGAUCUUCCAUUACUCGUAUUUUUUACCAUCUACGUGUGAAACUUAGAUGCAAAGUAUUUUGUCUCUUGCACUCCUUAACAUUUAAUUAUAACUAGUAAUAGUAAUAAUAAUAAUAAUGGUAGUGAUAAUAAUACAUGUAUAAAAAUGUUCAAUGUACAUGUAGCUCCUUUUUCAGUCCUUAUACCAUGCAAAGCAUUUAUACAAAUUUAAAUUUACUACACCCCAAGUUCCAGACAAUUCAUCGAUUACUUGGUGACAAUUUUCUUGAGUACAAGGUUAACUGUUGAAACUGCCAUGAAUGAAUCUUUUUUCUGAUGAUGGAGUUGAGUUUAGUAAAGAAAGGCUGCACUCCUGUAAAGUACUGUGAGGAGAAUAUUUUUUCUUUUUAAUGCUAAUGGCCCAACGAAAGUUACAGGUAUGUCACUGUACCUGAUUGUAGCUCACAUGUCACCAUCUUUACUUAAUUGCAGAAACCGGGUGGGCUAUUGUUUCCAGACAAAGCACAACUGUUUGUCUGUGCCAUUGAAGACAGGCAGUACAAAGAAGAUAAAAUUUAUUGUAGGUUGUUGUUGUUGUUUAUUUCCUCUCUUCUGGUUGAUUUAGCUGUUUAUAACCAUUUUUAGCUUAAAUCCUGUACAGUUCUUUGGUUCUGUUGCUUUUGUUUGCCUUUUCUCAUCUGCAUUUGUUUCCCUGUUGUCUUUGUGUACCUGUUAUGCUUCCUUUUUUUUUAUCAAAAACCUGAGUCAUGUUCUAAUGCAAGCUUUGAAGUUGUACUUUCCUGUCAUACUUUUUAUUACUGAUGUGCAUUAUUAAUUUAUUUUUUGUCCACUGGGUGCUUUUACACAGUCAGUAAUUUUAUUAGGCUUCCACUGUAAGUUUGCAGAUGAAGUUCUACAGGAGGCACGGGGCUACUCAUCAUGCAGUGUUGUCCUGCAUGUUGUGAUUCUGGCCAGAGUGAUUACAGCUAGUGCAAACAUAAAAAUUGUGCAUGUACAUAUAUAGUAGUUUUAAGCAAGAUUUCUUAAAAUGAAUGACCUUUUUGCAGGGUGGGACAAUGUAUAUGGCUUUGACAUGAGUUGCAUCAGAAACGUGGCCUUAACUGAACCGUUAGUUGAUGUGGUGGAGGCAAAACAAGUGGUCACUAACUCAUGUGUAGUGAAGGUAAGGCUAAUGCAGAUAGUAGGUCAGGUGACACCCACAUGUUCAAGUAUAUGUAAGGGGCUACUACACAUGUAGGUACAGUAUAUGUAAUGGUGCUAGCAGAUGGUGUUUUUUGAUGGUGUUGCAAAUAGGUUUACUUUUUCAUGCAACACUCAAAAGGGUGUUACAAAACAUUCAUUGUACAUGUAGGAUAUGACUAAAUGUGAGUGUAAAUAUAAUAUUAUCCACUCCCCUCAGAUCAGGGCUUUUCAGGAAUAAUUUAUAACACUGGUUGGGGAACUUUGCCAGACUUCUUAAGUUGCAGUUUACAAGUAAUGAAGAAAUGAGUAAUGAUGCCCCAAUACAUGAGUAUGAAAGUGAGAUAGCCCACUGCACCAGGUACUAUGUGCCCUACUCUUUACGAAGAGUGACUUUGUGGGUUCUUUAACAUCCCACAGACUUUUUAUUACAUGUGCAAGGGCUUGUGAGACGGGGCCUACGGUUUAUCGUCUGUAUCCAAAAAAGACUAGAAAGUCAAACCAUUGGUAGAUGUUAUUACAAAGGCAGCACUUUCUCCUCAGUUAUUUAAAGACCCUGAGUGUUGGUCUGGCUGGGGUUUGAACCUACAGCCUCCCGCUCAGCAGACUGGCACUUAUCCCAUUGAGCUAACUGGGUGGCGUAUGCAUACAAAGAUGUAUUCAUAACCAAAAUAAGGUCCCGUGGAGCAUAAUUACAUGCAAUUCCUUAACUACAGCUGUAUAUGUACCUUCAGGGUGUUGGAUAUAUACCUGUAGUCUGUACAGCUGUAUUUGUGAUGUAGACUUCAGUACUUUGCUACAUACAUGUAGUCAAUUUAAGUACCUUGUAUUAGCAAGCUUGAGUACUUAAUUUUUGAUUAUAAUUGAAAAAGAAUUUUUUUUUCUACAACAGGAAAUUGACCUGCAUACAGUGAAGAAGGAAGACCUGUCAUUCAGCUCCCCUUUCCAGCUGUACUGUCGACGAAAUGACUACAUCCAUGCUCUUGUUGCUUUCUUUACUAUUGAGUUUACACACUGCCACAAAAGAACAGGAUUCUCUACUGGUAAAUCAUCUUCUGUAUACAAAAUGUCCGGGGCCAUUUUUCAUGCAUGAGAUGCAUUUUAAAAAAGCCUACCCCCCCACAGAUACAUUGUAAUGUCAUUGUAUUAGUUUGCUUUUCUUGUUACAAUGAUAUUAUUAAUGAAAGCAUAUCAUAACCACAUCUUGAGAAGAAGUAGAAGAACCUUUUUGUUCCCAGGCCAUUUAAAGGCUGCAGUUUCAUGUUCAUGUACAGUGUACCUGUGUUGCUUCUGCAAGGCUGCUGCCUAACAGGCGGCCGGUCACCAGAGGCACCUACGAUUUGCCUGUUGGUGACCAAAAUUGCAAACCAAGAGCCCAAACAGGCGUUUAAAAUGCAUGAUUCUCUGGCUAACUUUUGGUGAACGAAUGACAAAAUUCCCUGCUCAUUCUACACCUGACAGUAAAAAACCUCCAGCACAGAAAGGAGAUUGGCCCUUGAAUGUUAGCUGACCCUUUACAAUCCUACUAUUUGUGCCCUUAACUUGUGUGCCCUUGAGUUGGAUAAAUGUUAAAUUUGAAGCUUAUUGAUCAACCUGUUAGUGCCCCAGUUGUCUCACGUUACUUAUUUUGUGAACAGGCUACUUGUUUGAGAACGGUAUUUUGUCUCCUGCCUUCAGAAUUAUUGUUUUUCUUAUGGACAUUAUGGACUUAUGAAGUGCUUACAUGGUAUUUCAGUUUCUAUGGAAACUGUAAACACAAAAAUAGUUGUCAAGUGUAGCCACACCCUGUGCAUGACUUCAAGAGUUCAAUAUUAAUUUUAGUGUUUUAUUAUAGCUCCUGACUGCCACUAUACCCACUGGAAGCAAACUGUAUUCUAUCUUCACGACUACCUGACUGUCAAAUAUGGGGAAGAAUUAAUAGGAGAAUUCAAAAUGAAACCUAACCCAANAUCCCACAGACUUUUUAUUACAUGUGCAAGGGCUUGUGAGACGGGGCCUACGGUUUAUCGUCUGUAUCCAAAAAAGACUAGAAAGUCAAACCAUUGGUAGAUGUUAUUACAAAGGCAGCACUUUCUCCUCAGUUAUUUAAAGACCCUGAGUGUUGGUCUGGCUGGGGUUUGAACCUACAGCCUCCCGCUCAGCAGACUGGCACUUAUCCCAUUGAGCUAACUGGGUGGCGUAUGCAUACAAAGAUGUAUUCAUAACCAAAAUAAGGUCCCGUGGAGCAUAAUUACAUGCAAUUCCUUAACUACAGCUGUAUAUGUACCUUCAGGGUGUUGGAUAUAUACCUGUAGUCUGUACAGCUGUAUUUGUGAUGUAGACUUCAGUACUUUGCUACAUACAUGUAGUCAAUUUAAGUACCUUGUAUUAGCAAGCUUGAGUACUUAAUUUUUGAUUAUAAUUGAAAAAGAAUUUUUUUUUCUACAACAGGAAAUUGACCUGCAUACAGUGAAGAAGGAAGACCUGUCAUUCAGCUCCCCUUUCCAGCUGUACUGUCGACGAAAUGACUACAUCCAUGCUCUUGUUGCUUUCUUUACUAUUGAGUUUACACACUGCCACAAAAGAACAGGAUUCUCUACUGGUAAAUCAUCUUCUGUAUACAAAAUGUCCGGGGCCAUUUUUCAUGCAUGAGAUGCAUUUUAAAAAAGCCUACCCCCCCACAGAUACAUUGUAAUGUCAUUGUAUUAGUUUGCUUUUCUUGUUACAAUGAUAUUAUUAAUGAAAGCAUAUCAUAACCACAUCUUGAGAAGAAGUAGAAGAACCUUUUUGUUCCCAGGCCAUUUAAAGGCUGCAGUUUCAUGUUCAUGUACAGUGUACCUGUGUUGCUUCUGCAAGGCUGCUGCCUAACAGGCGGCCGGUCACCAGAGGCACCUACGAUUUGCCUGUUGGUGACCAAAAUUGCAAACCAAGAGCCCAAACAGGCGUUUAAAAUGCAUGAUUCUCUGGCUAACUUUUGGUGAACGAAUGACAAAAUUCCCUGCUCAUUCUACACCUGACAGUAAAAAACCUCCAGCACAGAAAGGAGAUUGGCCCUUGAAUGUUAGCUGACCCUUUACAAUCCUACUAUUUGUGCCCUUAACUUGUGUGCCCUUGAGUUGGAUAAAUGUUAAAUUUGAAGCUUAUUGAUCAACCUGUUAGUGCCCCAGUUGUCUCACGUUACUUAUUUUGUGAACAGGCUACUUGUUUGAGAACGGUAUUUUGUCUCCUGCCUUCAGAAUUAUUGUUUUUCUUAUGGACAUUAUGGACUUAUGAAGUGCUUACAUGGUAUUUCAGUUUCUAUGGAAACUGUAAACACAAAAAUAGUUGUCAAGUGUAGCCACACCCUGUGCAUGACUUCAAGAGUUCAAUAUUAAUUUUAGUGUUUUAUUAUAGCUCCUGACUGCCACUAUACCCACUGGAAGCAAACUGUAUUCUAUCUUCACGACUACCUGACUGUCAAAUAUGGGGAAGAAUUAAUAGGAGAAUUCAAAAUGAAACCUAACCCAAGAAAUAAUGUAAGUACAUGAAUACACAUCUUUGUCACAGCUGGUCCUGUUUUUAAUGCACUGCGAUAUCUCAGUGUAUUUCUACUAAGGCAAAAUUAUUUCUUUAUCAUUUUCUCAUGAACUAAGGAGUUCUCUAAUUUCAAACCCAGGAGUGCUGGGUACAAGUCUGUUUAUUAUGGGAUAAACAAAAUGAGACCCUCGGCUUGAAACUAGGCAAUAAUGUUAUAUUGUCAGGGUUCGCACGGACCUUGAAAGUCCUUGAAUUUUCAAAUAAAAAUUCAAGGCCUUGAAAGUCCGUGAAAAUUGCAGUCAGUGCUGGAAAGUCCUUGAAUUUCAAUGCUAAGUUUAUACAUGUAGUUAAAAGAAAAAGGAGCAAACACAGAAAGACCUUCGGGAUAAAAUUACUGAAUGUUGUGAAUUAACUAAAAAAGACAUAGACUCAAGGCUCUGUUUUGCACUGAAUGGAGUCCUUGAAAAAUGGGAAAUGUGUCCUUGAAGGUCCUUGAAAGUCCUUGAAUUUUUUGUUCAAAAAAAAGGAACGAACCCUGUAUUGUUAUUGAGAUACUUUUCUUGAAAUCUGAUUUCAGCGUGAUCUGGAUUUUAACAUCAGUGUAGACUUCAGUGGUGAGCUCUGUAACUAUCAAUCUACAGCUAACUACAGAAUGCGAUAG
Porites evermanni is the source of this 9598-nucleotide messenger RNA. The record is from the annotation of a GenBank genome assembly. NCBI's taxonomy places the organism in Eukaryota, Metazoa, Cnidaria, Anthozoa, Scleractinia, Poritidae.